Mycotypha africana is the source of this 1067-nucleotide messenger RNA. Its product is annotated as transmembrane adaptor Erv26-domain-containing protein. Gene Ontology annotation, biological process: endoplasmic reticulum to Golgi vesicle-mediated transport. NCBI's taxonomy places the organism in Eukaryota, Fungi, Mucoromycota, Mucoromycetes, Mucorales, Mycotyphaceae. Bases 304 to 876 code for a protein of 190 amino acids. Gene Ontology annotation, cellular component: COPII-coated ER to Golgi transport vesicle; Golgi membrane; endoplasmic reticulum membrane. The transcript has 5 exons. The record is from RefSeq and is a predicted model, not a curated record. Gene Ontology annotation, molecular function: COPII receptor activity.
ACGAAAAUCCGCAACUUUUGUUGAAAUGCUAGGUCCUCUUUUAAUAUCUCUCUUUAGAUCUUAGAGAAAGCAAAGAGUAGAUGAUCAGCAUUCUACACUUUGUAGCAUAUUUUGCUGCUUUACUUGCAUUCAUAUUUGUGAUAUUCAGUUUAGGUAUACUACUUUUAUAUUCCGUCGAAUAGCCAUUUCCAUUUUGACAUUUCGAUAACGUACGUUUUACCGUGCCAUGUAGCAUGCGGUCUAUAUUACCUAGCUGAACUGGUGGAAGAAUACUCAGUUUAUACCAAAAAGGUCAUCAAGACGAUGACAUUUGCUGUCAUCGCUCUACAUGUUCUCCUAUGGGUAGUUGACCGUCUACCGUUCUUAUAUCUGACAUUUUCAAUAUUCUGCCACCUUAUCUACAGCUUGAAUUUGAAGACAUUUCCCUUUAUAAGGCUGACUAGCAUUCCGUUUAUAAGUGGAUGUAUACUCGUUUUCGUUGAUCACUUUUUGUGGUUUAACUAUUUCACCACGCAUUAUAGACCCUUUAUGGAUAUAGCAGCAUUUUUCGGUUUAUGCGUAUGGUUGGUACCGUUCGCUUAUUUCAUCAGCUUGAGUGCAAAUGAUAAUGCUUUACCAACUAGUACAGAUUCAGCUUUUGUCAACAACUCGAAUACUAAACAAAAGCACGGUUUAAUGAAGAGCUUGCUCAAUAUUGCCGGCUUCAAGUUGAAUGAUUCAGCUUCUUCGACAACCUCAACGGAUUACACCAGUCAAGUAUAUAAUAAUACAUCCCCGACAUCAUUUAGUCAGCCACCCAGUAAUAUGGGUUUAGCAUCUGGUGUCCAUUAUGCAACAACUGCUGAUAGAGAUAUACAAAGCAGGAAGGCAUUGUGAAUUGUAUAGGAUAUAUAAAUUCUAUUUUUUUUAAUUUUCAAACAUGAAUUUUAAUCCAUGUCAUGUGAUGAUGCAUGUGCGAUGAAAAAUCCUCCAAGUAAUGCUAUCAUGGAAACAAUGCGUUGCACCUAUCAAUAUACUGAAGUGCUUUGAAACCGUAAAUCAACGACCGCUUUCAAUCAAGGUCUCUA